AGAUCUCUGGUAAGUGUAACAUGUGAGCAUUACUAGGCAUUUCAUCCUGCGGGUCUGCAGUCUUUGCUCUUCAGACUGUUGCUCGGUUGGAAUGCUUCUGUGGGACCGAUACUGAGGUUCUGUAGGUAUUUUUUAAGAACCUACUCAUUUGGGGAUGUCAGAAGUGUUUUGCAAGAUCAUCUGAGGAACACGAAAGCAUCUGAAAUCUACUGAAAAGGAUAACUGUAGCGGUUUUCACAGUGGAAGGAAACUAUAUUGGCAAAGAGGCAGAUGAUUGAAUAAAGUAGUUGGCUCAAAGAAGAUGCACAGUCUGCUGUUUUUUCCUCUGAAUGAAGACUGUUUAAUGGAAGCUGUAUUCAUGUGGAGAUCAAAGGAAACACUGGAAUGAUAAACUACUAGGUCUUUUUUUUUUUUUUCUUCCUCUUUUUUUUUGAAGAAAACAAAAAGCCUGAAGCAGUAAUUUGAGCUCAAAUGCCUUCUAAUUCCUUCACAGCCUGCUUGUUCUAUUAGGAUUCUCCACUAACACCAUUUCUGCCUGGUGCCUAUGCCCUUUUGCUGGAGCAGCCACAGACAACUGCCUGAUGGAGAAAGAAUGAACGCUCUGCCUUGCUUAUGCUAUCGAUGGAAAUAAAGCUAACUGUGUUUCUUCUAUUAUAUGGGAAAUCUGGAUUAAUCAAGCUGUAUUCUAGUACCAAGAGUCCUAUUGUCUCUUGUGGUCUGACUCAUCACAUGUAAAUGUACUGCAGCUUUGCUAUUAAUGCAGAGUGGUUUUUUGUUUUUGUUUUUGUUUUGUUUUUGCCCCUUUCCCAAACACUGAAAGAAUUGUAAACCUCUGAGCUUCAUUUUCAGGAUUUGUGCUGAGCUCUAGAUCUUUUUUUCUGUGAAUAGUAUCUGCAUUAAACCAGUGAUGCUGAAGAAAUGAAGACAAAUUAGAAGUGGAAACAGAAUAGUGAGAUUUUAUUUUUUAUUUUCAAUUAUAAGCAAAACAGCUACUGGUUAACUAUAUGACCUUGCAGGCAAGAGUGGGUAUCGCUGUGAUUAUCUCUGUCACAGCAGUUGUUUCUCAUUUCAUUCUAUAUUGUGUGGUGUUGUGUCACCAAAAACAAUGAUUGUUUUGUGCAAGUAAAUUUCCGAGGUAGAGCAGUAAGACUAUUUUGGUAGGGGAAAAAUAUUUUUAAAUGAUCUUGGACUCAGUUUUAGUUAUUGAUAUGUUGGUGUGAAAUUUCUUCUUAAGUAUUGCAGUAACCCAACAGAAAUAAUAGAAUUUAGUUAUUUUUAGGAAGUUACAAAUUAUGUAGUCAUAAUUUUAAACUUGUUUUUCCAAUAGUACUUAUUAACUUAGAAAGAAAAAAACCGAGCUGUGCUGUUCAGAGAAUGUUUGUAAGUGUUGUACAGAAGAGGAGGAAAAACUACUUGUGCUCUUCCAACUGUGACUUUUAUCACAUAGCUUGGAAUUUAGCGUUUUAAAAGAUCGAAUGAGUCGAGUGUGUAUUGUUGUUUUGGAGGAGGUAGAAGAUGAAUCUCCUGCAUUCAUUUCUAAAUUGCCACAGGAAAGUAAAUCCCUACAUUCUCCACCUUCUGGAAAUGUAUUGCCAUCACUGGUACAAGCUAUAUUUAACGGAGAUCCCGACGAAGUUCGAGCACUAAUAUUUAAGAAAGAAGAUGUUAACUUUCAGGACAAUGAAAAGCGAACCCCAUUGCACGCUGCAGCUUAUCUUGGAGAUGCAGAAAUCAUUGAACUUCUUAUUUUAUCUGGAGCUAGAGUUAAUGCCAAAGACAGCAAAUGGUUGACACCUUUACACAGAGCAGUUGCAUCUUGUAGUGAGGAAGCAGUUCAGGUACUUUUGAAACAUUCUGCAGAUGUUAAUGCUCGAGACAAAAAUUGGCAAACCCCUUUACAUAUAGCUGCUGCUAAUAAAGCUGUAAAGUGUGCUGAAGCUUUGGUACCUCUUCUGAGUAAUGUAAACGUGUCUGAUCGAGCAGGGAGAACUGCAUUACAUCAUGCAGCUUUCAGUGGACAUGGUGAGAUGGUCAAAUUACUCUUGUCUAGAGGUGCCAAUAUUAAUGCUUUUGACAAGAAAGAUAGGCGUGCUAUCCAUUGGGCAGCAUAUAUGGGUCACAUUGAAGUAGUGAAAUUACUUGUGUCGCAUGGAGCUGAAGUGACAUGCAAGGAUAAGAAGUCUUAUACACCUCUUCAUGCAGCAGCCUCUAGUGGAAUGAUCAGCGUAGUCAAGUACCUUCUAGAUCUUGGAGUUGAUAUGAAUGAACCAAAUGCCUAUGGAAAUACACCUCUUCAUGUAGCCUGCUAUAAUGGACAAGAUGUUGUAGUGAAUGAACUUAUAGACUGUGGUGCUAUUGUAAAUCAAAAGAAUGAAAAAGGAUUUACUCCUUUGCACUUUGCUGCUGCAUCAACACAUGGAGCAUUGUGUUUAGAACUUCUAGUUGGCAAUGGGGCUGAUGUCAAUAUGAAGAGUAAAGAUGGGAAAACCCCACUGCAUAUGACUGCCCUCCACGGUAGAUUCUCCCGAUCACAAACCAUUAUCCAGAGUGGAGCUGUAAUCGACUGUGAGGAUAAGAAUGGAAAUACCCCUUUGCACAUAGCAGCACGAUAUGGCCAUGAGCUGCUGAUCAACACUCUUAUUACAAGUGGUGCUGACACUGCAAAGCGCGGCAUACAUGGAAUGUUCCCCCUCCACUUGGCAGCCUUAAGUGGCUUUUCAGAUUGCUGCAGAAAACUUCUUUCUUCAGGAUUUGAUAUAGACACCCCAGAUGAUUUUGGCAGGACUUGUCUACAUGCAGCUGCAGCUGGAGGGAAUUUGGAGUGCCUAAACCUUCUGCUGAAUACUGGUGCAGAUUUCAACAAAAAGGACAAAUUUGGGAGAUCUCCACUGCAUUACGCUGCUGCCAACUGCAAUUACCAGUGCCUGUUCGCUCUUGUGGGAUCAGGAGCAAGUGUGAAUGACCUUGAUGAAAGAGGCUGCACACCCCUGCACUAUGCAGCUACAUCAGACACAGAUGGCAAGUGCCUGGAAUACUUACUAAGAAAUGAUGCAAAUCCAGGGAUCCGUGAUAAGCAAGGAUACAAUGCAGUUCAUUAUUCUGCUGCUUAUGGUCACCGUCUAUGUCUUCAGCUGAUUGCAAGUGAAACUCCUCUAGAUGUUUUAAUGGAAACCUCAGGAACAGACAUGCUGAGUGAUUCAGAUAAUAGAGCAACAAUAAGCCCUUUACACUUGGCUGCCUAUCAUGGUCACCAUCAAGCACUGGAAGUGUUGGUACAGUCUUUAUUAGACCUUGAUGUCAGAAAUAGUAGUGGAAGAACACCCCUAGACCUUGCAGCAUUUAAGGGCCAUGUUGAAUGUGUGGAUGUACUCAUUAAUCAGGGAGCCUCAAUCUUAGUAAAAGAUUACAUUUUGAAGAGGACACCUAUACAUGCAGCAGCAACAAAUGGUCAUUCAGAAUGCUUACGGCUAUUAAUAGGAAAUGCAGAACCGCAGAAUGCAGUAGAUAUUCAAGAUGGAAAUGGACAGACGCCUCUGAUGCUGUCUGUUCUCAACGGGCACACAGACUGUGUUUACUCAUUGCUGAACAAAGGAGCAAAUGUAGAUGCCAAAGAUAAAUGGGGAAGGACAGCAUUGCAUAGAGGGGCAGUUACAGGCCAUGAAGAAUGUGUAGAUGCAUUACUUCAACAUGGUGCUAAGUGCUUACUUCAGGAUAGCAGGGGCCGGACACCUAUACACCUGUCUGCAGCCUGUGGACACAUUGGUGUUCUUGGAGCCCUUUUGCAGUCAGCAGCAUCUAUGGAUGCAAAUCCAGCCAUAGCAGACAAUCAUGGAUAUACAGCACUUCACUGGGCUUGCUACAAUGGUCAUGAGACAUGUGUAGAACUUCUUUUAGAGCAGGAAGUUUUCCAGAAAACAGAAGGAAAUGCCUUUAGUCCAUUGCAUUGUGCCGUGAUAAAUGACAACGAAGGUGCUGCUGAGAUGUUGAUUGAUACAUUAGGUGCCAGCAUCGUGAACACCACAGAUUCAAAAGGAAGGAAUUGGGCGAAUUUAGGGACCUUGUUGAUGGGACCCAUGGCUAAACUUGAUGUCAAGCUACACGUUGACAGGUGUGACAGUGCACUGUACAGAUGUUCUGCUCUUCCUGCCCCCAUCUUUGUUAUUAGGACUAGUUAUCUCGAGUUUGUACCUCUUGGUCUUCAAAACUUGACAGAAGUGCUCCUUGACAGCCAGGUAGUAUGUGUAUGGGCAAGCACAUGCACAUAUGUGUACAUGUAUCAUGUUUUUUCCUCUAGACCUCUGCAUGUUGCUGCCCGAAAUGGGCUAACAAUGGUGGUUCAGGAACUUUUGGGAAAAGGUGCAAGUGUGCUUGCAGUAGAUGAAAAUGGCUAUACCCCAGCUUUGGCCUGUGCUCCCAAUAAGGAUGUGGCUGAUUGCCUGGCUCUCAUUUUGGCCACCAUGAUGCCUGUCUCAUCAAGUAGUCCUUUAUCAUCUUUGACAUUCAAUGCCAUUAACCGUUAUACCAACACCUCAAAAACAGUCAGCUUUGAAGCUUUGCCCAUCAUGAGGAAUGAACCUAGCUCCUAUUGCAGUUUCAAUAACAUUGGCGGGGAACAGGAGUACUUAUACACUGAUGUGGAUGAGCUCAACGACUCCGAUUCUGAGACCUACUGAGAGGCUGAGGAGAAGGGAGUUCUCACACUAAAGCUUCCAACUGUGCUUUUUCAGGAAAAAAGGCACUUUCAUAUUCACGUACAAAUUCAACCUAAGAGGAAAGAUCGCACAGUGAGCCAACGUUAAGAGAUGUGAUGACAUUAAGGAGGAAGAGUUUCAAAGGCAAGUUUUACAAAAGGAACUUCUAGAAUCUUGAAAUAGACUUGACUGAGGAAAACACAUUGUCAGAAUUCUUUGUGGAAUUGUUUAAUUUGGUUUUGCAGUGCCAGGAAUAAUUGGAGACACUGUGCACUCUAACCUGCUUACACAAGCAACACUAUUGUAACAGAAGAAAUAAGGACACUAGAUUUAAAUUUUAUCAAUAAAAUUACAACUAAAUUUAAAGGCAAUAAAAGUUUGGUACAGUAGGCAUUAUGUGCACAGCAAAUUGCAAAAGGACCAAAUAAUGGAAAGGUUUUUUAAAUAAAAUGCCGUUUUGUGGAAACUGGAGUAGAUGAAAUGAAACAUUACCUAAACCAAACUGCAAUAUUUCUGGAAAUGAAGCUGAGAUUUGAUUUUAAAUGUUGGGUUUUUUGUUUUUGUUUUUAAGAAAACAUCUGAAAGCCUUCCAAUGCUGUAUUAAACCAUGAGAGAAAGCAGAUGUAUUUUUACAUUUUUUUCUUUUACAUAAAAAUUUCAAAUUUCCAACUUUUAUACUAUUAGAACUAAAAACCAGCUGACUGGGUGCAGUACAGGUGAAAAUACUUGUGACAGACAGAGAUGGAUUGGGGUCAGGCUCUUGCCCUGUGUUGAAUGGUUUGGGUUUAAAAUAGUACUAUUUUUGUUUAAAAAUGUAAAUUUCCUAGAAAAAAAAUUCAUGAAAUCCAAAGUAGAUUAUUUCACCCUAUUGCAACUAUAGUAGUGGUCCUCGGGCCUGGAGUCUUCAGCCUCUCUACUUUGAAUGGCACACCUUAGUCACUUAUAUUACUUUUGUGUCCCCACCAUGACUUGGGAGAUUUUUUUGUUUAUUCUGAUCUAUGAGUUUUGAAAAAGUGAAUAAUCAAAAGGAAAAUCAUCCCUUGUUGUUCAUAAGUUAAACAUCACUAAGUCUCUUGGAAAGCACUUCUGUACUGGGCAAGAUUUAAAAUAUUAAAGCCUUAGGUCCUAUUCAUAUUUAAGGUAGCAUGUUUGUAACCAAUUACUAUUUGGUGAGAGAAGCAAUUGCCUGCCAAAUUGAAGACUACCUUUCAAAUAGCAAAAGAGAGAGAGAAGGCUGAUAUUUCCGCUUUUAAGUAACAAUUUCUGUGGUUGACAAUUACUCUGUCACUUUCCCAGUGAAAAUGAUUUCAUAUACAUUGACGGUCUUACAGGUAUGGGUGAAAUUCUAUAAAUUGCAACAAAAUGAUACCCAAUUUCAUUUUAUCCUUUUUGUAUUGUGAAACUGGAAACUUAUAUGACAUUGUAAAUUAUCAGCUGGUUUUUCUGAAUAUAAAUUGUGAAAACACAGAACAGUAUUUUGAUCUAUUUGAUAAUUUUGUGGGUUUUUUGAAGAAUUAACGAGCAUGUACAUAGAAAUAGUGACUGCUUGAAUACUGUAUUUACUUGCACUCUUUCAGUACAUCAAGAUUCCUGUAUAUUUUAGAGUAUAAUAAAACAGAUGUGAGUUGUAUUUAAUGAAUAAUGUAUUUGUAUCUGUGCAUAUUAUCUACAAAUCUAUAAAGUUUCUAGGGCAUUGACUACUAGAUUUUAAGCAUUUUUUCUAAAAUAUUCACAGAAAUUAUAAACCAAACCCCCAUCUUUUCUUUAUAAUAUAAAGAAGUCAUAAUGAACCCUUCCUGAUUAUUAGUAGUAGGAAGGUAAAUAUGCAUUUUAAUGAUAGUGGACUACAUUUUCUAUUGUACCUUUAAAAAAAAAAAUUCAAGCAGAUUCUAAAAGUAUACAUAUGUGUGCUUUCUCUUUCCUUUUAGGAAUUCUCUUCUGAAUUCCCUGAGGGAAUUUUCUAGAAUCUCAGAAUUGAAAGAGACCUGAGGUUCAUCCACUCUCUAACCUCUUAACAAAUGCAGGAGUCCCUUCUACAAGGGUGAUCUUUCCACCUUGAACACUUCCAAGUGACUCUACCUCACCAAGCAGUCCAUUCAGUUGUUGAGCAGCUCUAACUGUUAGAAAGGUCUUCCUUAGAUGGAGUUGAAGCCUCUCUCCUGGUAACUUCUGUCUUUGGGCCUGGGUCUGUCCUCCAUGAGAACCCUGAGAAUGUUGGAAGGAUGAAUCACGCACAUUCUGCCAUGUCUUCUCUUUUACAGGCUGUUUGACUUCUCUGCUGAAGUGAUUUCCAGAAGGACUUAUUUGACACACUAUUAGAUUUGCCACAUCUAAUGAAAUCCAAGGUGUAGCUAUAAAGUGACAAGCUGUUUUUAUCACAUAUACCAGAACUUUUAUCCUGCAUCACUUUAUAUGUAAAUGAUGCUGUUACCAAAAACAUUGAGGUAGUUCUUGCGAAUGCCAGCCCACUAAAAUCUUUUUCAUUACUUUUGUAGUCCAUCUGUGAGAGUUGCCACUGCUCCCCCCCGCCCAACUUAACCAGUUCCUUUGGUCUGCAUCCAAUGAAGGGAAACCCCAAAGUACUGUCUCAAAUGGUGUCUGACCACCACCAGUAUUGUUGGAAUAAGUACAUGAACUACUUCAAUGAACGAACACAGAGCCGUAGAAAUUUCCUUUAUGGUUACACCUUGUAUGUCUAAAGCAUUCAGGCCCUGUUCUGUAGUGUUUCUUAUCCUCACACAGAGUAGAAAAGCCUGUUUGCUUAAUUUAAAUUCUGCAUGAAAGAUGACAUCUGAAAUAUCUGAUGUGUAUUAUACAGUACCAGCUCUAGAAGUACUUUGGGGGAAAUGGUGGUAAUAGCAAAUGACCUCCUUUAACAAGACACUCAACUCAGUGCCAUUUAGUUCAGGAGAUCUCUAAGUGUAGCUGUAAAUUUGGGGGUUAAUUUGGCUUAUAUUGCACCUUUUAAAAGAAAUAAAGUUUUUUUAAUGCAAUAAA
Molecule: messenger RNA, 7688 nt
Organism: Cebus imitator (Panamanian white-faced capuchin)
Lineage: Eukaryota; Metazoa; Chordata; Mammalia; Primates; Cebidae
Gene: ANKRD28
Product: ankyrin repeat domain 28
Exons: 25
Coding region: 1476-4673 (1065 amino acids)
Molecular function (GO): protein binding
Source: RefSeq, a predicted model, not a curated record